Molecule: messenger RNA, 1315 nt
Organism: Magallana angulata
Lineage: Eukaryota; Metazoa; Mollusca; Bivalvia; Ostreida; Ostreidae
Product: transcription factor kayak-like
Exons: 4
Coding region: 465-1184 (239 amino acids)
Biological process (GO): regulation of transcription by RNA polymerase II
Cellular component (GO): nucleus
Molecular function (GO): RNA polymerase II cis-regulatory region sequence-specific DNA binding; DNA-binding transcription factor activity, RNA polymerase II-specific
Source: RefSeq, a predicted model, not a curated record
UUUGUCAACAUAAAUACAUAAAUUAAUAACUUUAAUUACAUCAACCAUGCAAAUGGUAGGACCCAUUAAGAAUAUGUAUUUCUUAAGUUUAAUCAAUAGACAAAAAAGACAAAACGCAGAAGUUAUCAGUUGUAAUUCGUGAAAGUAUUAUAUACAUGACCUCGAUUUAUGGCUCGAUAUUUACAAGUAGUACACAAUACGCCACAGGAAAACUGAGUGCAUGCCUUUACCUACAAAUAAAGUAGAAAAGUUCGUUGUUAGUGGAAAUUAAAUUGUGUAUACCUUGCCAACCUGGCCGACGGAAGUAUUAUAGAAUACCAAGAAAAAACAGUUUCAGUUCUAAAAAUAAAAAGGGACUUUCCAUUGCUAUUUUUGGAUGAUCAAAUUUUUCUCCAGAGGAGAAUGGGAUGUGGCUAUUCGGUAUCCCGCGCUGCGUCCGAUGGAGAUUCCUGGAAUUGAUGUAAAUGGUGCCGGUUUUUGAAGCUCUCCAAAUGGACGGUCUCGUGGGCCCCGAUAUUCCCCUAGGUUCAUCCACUUCAGACAGCAACUCCUCCUCGGACCAGCAGGAAAACAGUUCCCUCUCGGCCAGGAACAUCGAAAGAGAGGCACCAGACCCAGUGAAAGCUUGUCUGAAAUCGAAGAUCCAGAAAAAGUACCUCGAAAAUGGAAAGACGCCACUACAAGUCUCGUUUGAUCCGCCACCGAAAUACGAGCUUACAGAAGAAGAAAAGAAAAAGCAAGAGCUUCGAAAACAAAGAAACAGAAGAUCUGCGAACACAAGUCGUGAAAAGCGGAAACAAAAAGAAGACAGUUUAAAAAAGGAGGUGGAUACUUUAGAAAACGACCACAAAAAACUCAAAAGAGAAGUUCAACAGCUAAAAGUGUUAAAAGAAAAAAUGGAGAAAACAUUUGACGGUCAUUUAAAACGGUGUCACUCAGUUGGUGAAAAACUACAACAGGAAUACAGUUCAGAACAAUUGGAAACCAUUCGUGGAAGCAUAGAAAAUUCUUAUGGAUUGAAUAAGGCGUACCAGUUGUCUAAAAAAUCAAAAGCGGCUAGUAGUUUGAACUCUCUAGCUACUGAUGGAGAUUAUCGAGUGGAUGCCCAACAACAGUUCUCCAGACAAACAAGUGGCGGAUUCGAAGCCAGUCUAUUCCCGCCUUGCAUCGGAGGCAAUGUAUGACGUCUGUGUCGCCAUUGAUGUAGUGAAUGCCGUUUGUCUUUCAAGUAGUUUCGGAUUCGGUUCACGGUCUGUUGAACAACACCACACCUUGUUUUAAAAUGGGGUGGUUUCGCUACUUAUGUUAUAAAGCC